UUGUAAAUCGUGAGGAGGAGGGUGGGUAGUGGGAGUGGGGGACCACGCAGCUCACCAUUUCCCAGCAUAUCGGCUGGCGUGUCACCUUAUCUCCCUGUGCCGUGUUUGAGGGGCUAUCUCACAUAUUUCUCCCGGAGGAUUUUCACGGCGGUUCAGUCAGGGCUGUGCUUGUUAAUGGGCGUCUUGGACGGCUGCCUUUCCUCAUCCAUGUGUGCCCCUCUGAGUGCGCUGUAAGCAGAGGCAGCAGCACCUUGGAAGCGCAGAAGGAGGAGGAGGAGAACUGCUCUCUGCCGUGCCGUGCGGUUACCGCGUCGUGUAGUGGAAAUACGCUCGCUUGCUCUGGUUACUAUCAAAACCAGUCGGAGAGAAGAAGAAGAAGGACACGAAGUGAAGAAGGCUUCACAGACUCAUUUUGUGAAUUGUUAACGGGACGGGCCUGCUACCGUGGACAUGUCUUCAGAAUGAAAACAAGAGAAAGAGGAGAGAAAAAGCCCAAACUUGGAUAAGAACCAGCACUAAUAUUAAGGGAAUUCUCCAGAGUGGUGUCGGCACUCAGAUCUUAACACGCAGAAAACAGAGCAUGACUGAACGGGAGCAAAUACAGUUCACUGAGGAUUACUGUUACUGCUCUGUCCGGCACAAACCUCAUACUGUAUUCAUAAAGAGCUUAUCUGGUGGAGAAAUCCUUGUCUGAACAGCGCAGCAUAUAAAUCGCUCAAACUGAACCGGAGUUACGACCCACAUUUUCAUCUGAAAGUAGAGAGGAGGCAGCCAUGGAGGUGAAAGAACGCAGACCCUAUCGCUCGCUCACGACCCGGCAGGACACCGAGCGCCGUUACACCAGCUCCUCUGCAGACAGCGAAGAUGGUAAACCCAACUCUAAAUCCUACAGCUCCAGCGAAACACUCAAAGCCUUCGACCACGACUCGAGGAUGGCGUACGGCAGCCGUGUGAAGGAAAUGGUUCACCAUGAAGUGGAUGAAUUCAGCCGGCAAGGGGCCGACUUUUCCCUGCGAGACCUCGGCUUUGGAGAUGGCCUUCCAUCGCAUGUGGCGACGUACAGGAGCGACAUGGGGCUGCCUCACCGUGACUACUCGGUCAGCGUGGGCUCUGACGCAGACACGGAGACGGACGGCAUCAUGUCCCCGGAACACGCGGUCAGGCUGUGGGGCCGCAGCAACACCAAGUCGGGCCGCAGCUCGUGUCUCUCCAGCAGGGCCAACUCCAACCUAACACUCACCGACACUGAACACGAGAACACAGAAAACGGUCCUCCGCUGCAUUGUUCAUCCGCCUCCUCCUCCCCUGUUGAGCAGCUCCCAUACCCUCCCCCUUCCAUUACAGCCAAUGAGAACCACGGGAGGUUGCUAGGUAACAGUGCGGCUCAGCCAGCCCAGGACUCUGACUCUGAGGAUGAGUUUGGCCCCAAUUCAUUCUUAGUUAAAACUGGCUCAGGGAACCUGUAUGCUCCUUCUGCUGCAACUGCUGAUGACGGAGCCUUUCAAAAUCACUCUCGGCUGCGGACGCCUCCGCUGCCCCUCUCCCAUUCUCACUCGCCCAAUCAUCAGCACCAUGCAGCCUCUAUUAACUCGUUAAACAGGAGCAACUACACUCCGCGGAGCAACGCCAGUCCAGCGCCCACAGACAGCUCCGCUCCCCCGGAGGGUCCCGCCAGUGGUCAAGACUCCAGCAGCGUUCAGGACAACUGGCUCCUCAACAGCAACAUCCCGCUGGAAACGAGGAGCCAGAAUACUCUAAUGUUUAUCAGAGAAGAGCAAGACGCUUGCAGAGAAGGACAGGGCUCAAACAAAACAAGAAAUAUAGCAAAGCAGGCAUUCCUUGAGACUUUGCAGGACAACUUGAUUGAGAUGGACAUUCUGGCAUCAGCACGCCACGAUGCCUCGUACAACGACGGGCAUUUCCUGUUCAAACCAGGUGGAACAUCACCAAUGUAUUGCACAACUUCACCGGGGUACCCUCUGACCUCCAGCACGGUGUACUCGCCUCCCCCACGCCCUUUACCUCGAAACACCUUCUCUCGACCUGCCUUCAGCUUGAAGAAGCCCUACAAGCACUGCAACUGGAAAUGUGCUGCUCUCAGUGCCAUCCUCAUCUCAGUGACGCUGCUGCUGCUGUUAGCCUACUUCGUUGCCAUUCACCUUUUGGGGUUAAACUGGCACCUCCAACCCAUGCAGAGACAGAUGUACCAGCUGUCAGAAGAUAAUACAAGUGGCCUACCAUUCCCUACAGACUUGAGUUUACCACCGCUAGGCAACACGGGGCUGGAGAUACCAGAUCACAGGGGAAAAGAUGACAGCAAAUUGGACAGCUUGUUCCCGGAUGACAGCUAUAUAGAUAUGGGGGAGAUUGACGUGGGUCGCAAGUUCGCCCAGCAGAUUCCUCCUGGUAUCUUCUGGAGAUCGCAAGUCUUCAUCGAUCAUCCCAUGUACCUAAAGUUUAACGUUUCACUCAGCAAAGAUGCCUUAGUGGGAAUAUAUGGAAGAAGAGGCCUUCCUCCGUCACACACACAGUUUGACUUUGUAGAGCUGUUGGAUGGGCGGCGGCUUCUUGCCCAGGAUGUUCACAGUCUGGAGGGGCCUGCAGCUCUACAGCGGAGUCUCGUACCAAUCACCACACACGACACGGGCUUUAUCCAGUACAUAGACUCGGGCAUCUGGCACCUGGCCGUCUACAACGACGGGAAGGAAACCGAAACCGUUUCCUUCCUCACCACUCCCAUAGAUUCCAUUGAUGACUGUCCCAGCAACUGCUUUGGAAAUGGUGACUGUGUUUCUGGAACGUGCCAUUGCUUUUUAGGAUUCAAAGGGCCCGACUGUGGGCGAGCUGCCUGUCCGGUGCUGUGCAGUGGGAAUGGUCAAUACCUUAAAGGUCGUUGCAUGUGCCACAGCGGCUGGAAGGGCUCCGAAUGUGAUGUUCCCACCAGCCAGUGCAUCGACAUCACGUGCAGCGGCCAUGGGACCUGCAUUGGGGGGACCUGCAUCUGCAACCCUGGAUACAAAGGAGAGAACUGCGAAGAAGUGGACUGCCUGGAUCCAACGUGCUCGGGCCGAGGCGUUUGUGUCCAGGGAGAGUGCCACUGCUUCAUCGGCUGGGGAGGGCCGGGAUGUGAAAGCCCCCGGGCCUCCUGCAUGGACCAGUGCUCUGGACAUGGAGCUUUCCUGGCAGACACUGGAACCUGCAGCUGCGAUCCCAACUGGACCGGCCACGACUGCUCUACAGAGAUUUGUGCAGCCGACUGUGGAGGCCAUGGCGUUUGUGUUUCAGGCACCUGUCGCUGUGACGACGGCUGGAUGGGCGCCGGGUGUGACCAAAGGGCGUGUCACCCGCGCUGCAACGAGCACGGCACAUGCAAGGACGGCAAAUGUGAAUGCAGUCCUGGUUGGAACGGAGAACACUGCACCAUUGCUCACUAUCUGGAUAAGGUAGUGAAAGAGGGUUGUCCUGGUUUGUGCAAUGGAAAUGGCAGGUGCACUCUGGGUAACAACGGCUGGUACUGUGUGUGUCAGCUGGGCUGGAGGGGCACCGGCUGUGACACCUCCAUGGAAACCGCCUGCAGUGAUGUCAAGGACAACGAUGGAGAUGGCCUGGUGGACUGCAUGGAUCCAGACUGCUGUCUUCAGGCAACCUGUCACACCACCUCUUUAUGCGUGGGCUCGCCCGACCCCCUGGAUAUCAUCCAGGAGACGCAGAUGUCCUCGGCACAGAGCAACCUGCAGACGUUCUACGACCGAGUGCGCUUCCUGGUGGGCAGGGACAGUACACACACCAUCCCUGGAGCUAAUCCCUUCGACGGAAACCAUGCUUGUGUCAUUCGUGGGCAGGUGGUCACCUCUGACGGAACCCCGCUGGUUGGCGUUAACGUCAGCUUCAUCAACAAUCCGGCGUUUGGCUACACAAUUACCAGGCAAGAUGGAAGCUUCGACUUGGUGACCAACGGGGGCAUAGCCAUAGCUCUGCACUUUGAGCGCGCCCCAUUCAUCACUCAGGAGCACACUCUGUGGUUGCCAUGGGGACGGUUCUUUGUCAUGGACACCAUUGUCAUGCGGCACGAGGAAAAUGACAUCCCGAGCUGCGACCUCAGCAGCUUCUCCCGGCCCGUCCCCGUGGUGUCCCCGGCGCCGCUCACAGCCUUCGCCGGCUCCUGCUCGGAAAGGGGGACAGUGGUGCCCGAAAUCCAGUCUCUACAGGAGGAAGUGCACAUACCAGGGACAGAGAUGAAGCUCAGCUAUCUAAGCAGCAGAACUCCAGGUUAUAAGUCAAUUCUGAGGGUGACCCUCACCCACUCCACCAUUCCUUUCAACUUGAUGAAGGUUCACCUCAUGGUGGCUGUGGAAGGCAGGCUGUUCAGAAAGUGGUUUCCUGCAGCUCCCAACCUCUCCUAUGACUUUGUGUGGGACAAGACGGACGUCUACAGCCAGAAGGUGUACGGCCUCUCUGAAGCCUUUGUUUCAGUGGGUUUUGAGUAUGAAUCAUGCCCAGACCUUAUUCUGUGGGAGAAGAGGACUGCUGUACUACAAGGCUACGAAACAACCGCCUCCAAACUUGGAGGGUGGACAGUAGACAAGCACCAUGCUUUAAAUAUCCAGAGCGGCAUUCUUCACAUGGGCAAUGGAGAGAACGUGUUCAUCUCCCAGCAGCCGCCCGUAAUCGGCAGCGUGAUGGGAAACGGGCGCAGGCGCAGCAUCUCCUGCCCCAGCUGUAACGGCCUUGCUGACGGAAACAAACUCCUGGCCCCCGUGGCUCUGGCUUGCGGCUCAGAUGGAAGUCUGUAUGUGGGCGACUUCAACUAUGUGAGGAGGAUUUUCACCACAGGGAACGUCACCAGCGUCCUGGAGCUGAGAAAUAAAGACUUCAGGCACAGCAACAGCCCUGCUCAGAAGUACUACCUGGCCUCCAGUCCUGUGGACGGCGCCGUGUACCUGUCCGAUACGGGCAGCAGGAAGGUGUUCAGGGUCAAAUCUCUGACUGUUGUGAACAACGUUGCUAAGAAUCUGGAGCUGGUGGCUGGAACCGGUGACCAGUGUCUCCCAUAUGACGACGCUCGCUGCGGGGACGGAGGGAAAGCUGUUGAGGCCACUCUCACUAAUCCCAGAGGCAUUACGGUGGAUAAGUAUGGGGUAAUCUUCUUUGUGGAUGGAACCAUGAUUCGCAGGAUUGAUCAGAAUGGUAUCAUUUCCACUCUUCUGGGUUAUAAUGACUUAACCUCUGCUCGACCUCUCAGCUGUGAUGCCGUUAUGGACAUUUCUCAGGUGCGCCUUGAGUGGCCGACAGACCUGGCAGUGAGCCCCAUGGACAACUCUCUGUACGUUCUGGACAACAAUGUUGUUCUACAAGUCUCAGAGAACCAUCAAGUCCGCAUUGUAGCAGGCCGCCCCAUGCACUGCCAAGUACCUGGCAUUGAUCACUUUCUCAUGAGCAAAGUGGCCAUCCAUGCAACUCUGGAGUCAGCAAAUGCCUUAACUGUGUCACACAAUGGUGUUUUGUACAUCGCCGAGUCUGAUGAAAAGAAAAUCAACAGAGUGCGACAGGUGUCCACCAAUGGAGAGAUCUCUCUGGUGGCAGGGGCACCAAGUGGCUGCGACUGCAAAAAUGACGUCAACUGCGAUUGUUACUCUGGAGAUGGAGGCUAUGCCAAGGACGCCAAGCUGAACGCGCCCUCUUCCCUUGCUGUGUGCCCAGAUGGAGAGCUCUAUAUUGCAGAUCUUGGAAACAUUCGUAUUCGUUACGUGCGGAAAAACAAACCCUUUCUGAAUCCUCUCAGUAUGUACGAGGUAUCCUCUCCAAUUAAUGAUGAACUCUAUCUGUUUGAUUCCAACGGCAGCCACAUUUUCACACAAAGUCUGACAACAGGAGACCAUCUCUACAAUCUGACCUACACAGGAAAGGGAGAUAUAAGUGGUAUCACAGAUAAGAACAAGAAUACAGUGACCAUCCGACGAGACACUACAGGAAUGCCUCUGUGGCUAAUGGUCCCUGAUGGGCAGACCUUUUGGUUCACCAUUGGUACUAACAACGCCCUCAAAACUGUUGCUGCACAGGGUCAAGAACUAGCUGUAAUGACCUAUCAUGGGAGCUCAGGACUUCUUUCUUCUAAGACGAAUGAAAAUGGAUGGACCACUUUCUUUGAGUACGACGGUUACGGACGACUAACCAACAUCACUUACCCCACCGGCAGAGUAAGCAGCUACCGUACAGAAGCCGACAGUUCGGUCCGCAUCCAGACAGAGGGCUCCAACAGAGAGGAUAUCACAGUCACCACCAACCUGUCUGCCUCUGGCAACUUCUACACACUUUUGCAAGAACAAGUUCGGAACAGCUACUUUAUUGGUUUGGACGGCUCAUUGCGGCUUGUUCUUGCCAAUGGUAUGGAGGUCUCCCUGUAUACCGAGCCCCACCUGCUGGCCGGGACGGUCAACCCCACCGUCAGCAAGAGGAACAUCACCCUGGCCAUCGACAACGGCCUCAACCUGGUGGAGUGGAGACAGAGGAAGGAGCAGGCUCGUGGUCAAGUCACCGUAUAUGGACGCAGAUUGAGGGUUCAUAACCGGAACCUGCUGUCACUGGACUUUGAUCGGAUCACCAGGACAGAAAAGGUCUAUGAUGAUCACAGGAAGUUCACUUUGCGGAUCCACUAUGAUCACGCUGGUCGGCCCACUCUGUGGGCUCCAAGCAGCCGUCUCAACGGAGUUAACGUCACUUACUCCUCUGGGGGGCAUGUGGCGGGGGUCCAGAGAGGCACCAUGUCUGUCCGCAUGGAAUACGACGUAAACGGCAGAAUCACGUCCCAGAUAUUUGCUGAUGGUAAAUAUUGGAGCUACACUUACCUCGAAAAGUCCAUGGUGCUGCUUCUCUACAGUCAGAGGCAGUACAUCUUUGAAUUUGACAAAAACGAUCGAUUGUCUUCCGUGACCAUGCCCAACGUAGCUCGGCACACCUUGGAGACGUCCCGCUCUAUUGGCUACUACAGAAACACUUACCGACCCCCCGAAGGCAACGCAUCGGUGCUCCAGGACUACAGUGAGGCCGGGCAGUUGCUGCAGACCACCCACCUGGGAACAGGUCGCAGGGUCAUCUACAAGUACGGCAAGCUCUCCAAGCUGCUGGAGAUCCUUUAUGACACCACACGGAUUGGUUUCUCCUACGACGAGAUGGCGGGGAUGCUGAAGACCGUCAACCUCCAGAGCGAAGGCUUCACCUGCACGAUCCGGUACAGACAGAUCGGCCCGCUCAUCGACAGGCAAAUAUUUAGGUUCAGCGAGGAAGGCAUGGUCAACGCAAGAUUCGACUACGUCUAUGACAACAGCUUCCGAGUCACCAGCAUGCAGGCGGUCAUUAACGAAACUCCGCUACCAAUCGACUUGUAUCGCUAUGACGACGUGUCAGGCAAAACAGAACAGUUUGGCAAAUUUGGAGUAAUUUAUUACGACAUAAAUCAAAUUAUAACCACUGCAGUGAUGACGCACACCAAACACUUUGACGCCUACGGUCGAGUGAAGGAGGUCCAGUAUGAGAUUUUUCGUUCGCUCAUGUACUGGAUGAUGGUGCAGUAUGACAACAUGGGGCGUGUGGUGGCCAAAGAGCUCAAAGUGGGACCUUACGCCAACACGACACGCUACACCUAUGAGUAUGAUGCUGACGGUCAGCUCCAGGUGGUCUCCAUCAACGACAAGCCCUUGUGGAGGUACAGCUACGACCUGAACGGCAACCUGCACCUCCUCAGCCCUGGAAACAGCGCGCGCCUCACCCCGCUACGCUACGACGUCAGAGACCGCAUCACCCGCUUGGGAGAUGUGACGUACCGGAUGGAUGAGGACGGCUUCCUGAAGCAACGAGGGAACGACUACUUUGAGUACAACUCAGCCGGUCUGCUGACGAAGGUGUACAACAAAGCCAGUGGGUGGAGCAUCAAGUAUCGCUACGAUGGCCUGGGCAGGCGAGUUUCCAGCAGAAGCAGCACAGGUCACCACCUGCAGUUCUUCUAUGCCGACUUGUCCAGCCCCACUCGGGUCACCCACAUGUACAACCACUCCAGCUCUGAGAUUGCUUCGCUAUACUACGAUCUGCAGGGACACCUGUUUGCCAUGGAGCUGAGCAGCGGCGAUGAGUUUUACGUGGCUUGCGACAACAUCGGCACUCCUCUCGCUGUGUUCAGUGGUUCAGGCCUCAUGAUUAAGCAGAUUCUCCACACGGCAUUCGGAGAGGUUUACUUGGACACCAAUCCCAGCUUCCAGAUUAUAAUUGGCUACCAGGGAGGACUGUAUGAGCCUCUUAGCAAACUGGUCCACAUGGGCAAACGGGAUUACGAUGUCCUCGCUGGCCGCUGGACAACACCGGACAGAGAGAUCUGGAGUCAUCUCAAUAACAAUCGCAUCGUUCCAUUCAACCUGUACAUGUUUAAGAAUAACAACCCACUCAGCAAUAAUGAGGAGACAAAGUGCUACAUGACAGAUGUGAACAGCUGGCUUGUGACCUUUGGCUUCCAGCUGUAUAAUGUUAUCCCCGGCUAUCGUAAACCGAGCACAGAGAGCAUGGAGCCCUCCUACGAGUUAGUCCGCACCCAAAUCAAGACACAGGAGUGGGACAGCACCAAGUCUUUGCUGGGCGUUCAGUGCGAAGUUCAAAGGCAGCUCAAAGCUUUCGUCAAGCUGGAACGCUUUGGUCAAAUCUACAACGCCAAAAGCGCAGGAUGUCCCCAGACAGAGGGGAAGAAGAUCUUCGCCUCCGGCGGCUCCAUCUUUGGGAAGGGGGUGAAGUUCGCCAUCCGAGACGGCCGCAUCAGCACCGACAUCAUCAGCCUGGCCAACGAGGAUGGACGCCGCAUGGCCGCCGUUCUGAACGACGCGUUCUAUCUUGAAAACCUUCACUUCACCAUCGCGGGGAUGGACACCCACCAUUUUGUCAAGCUGGGCUCAGUGGAAGGAGACCUGGCACUCAUUGGCAUGACGGUUGGCCGGCGCACGCUGGAGAACGGUGUCAACGUCACCGUGUCUCAGGUCAACACCGUGCUGAAUGGCAGGACUAGGCGCAUAACCGACAUCCAGCUGCAGCAUGGAUCGUUGCUCCUCAACACGCGAUACGGCGGCAGCGUAGACGAAGAGAAAGCCCGCAUUCUGGAGCUGGCCCGGCAGAGGGCCGUCGGCCAGGCCUGGGCCCGGGAGCGCCAGAGACUCAGAGACGGGGAGGAAGGCUCAAGAACCUGGACUGAGGGAGAGAAGCAGCAGCUUCUGGGCUCAGGGAAGGUGCAAGGCUAUGACGGAUACUAUGUGGUUUCAGUUGACCAGUACCCCGAGCUGGCAGACAGUGUCAACAACAUCCACUUCAUGAGACAGAGCGAAAUGGGCCGAAGGUGACAUGAACACGAGGCUGUCGGAUAACGGACUCCGAUGUAGGAAAUGGGACUUCUUGCCAAAGACAGUUGUGUACAUGACCACACUUUUUUUUUUUUGACUGUGCCCAACUUGGUUUUUAAUAUGCUGUAAACAAGAUGACAGUUGCAAACAGUUGCACUGCACUGACAGAAGAGUGCCCUUCUCCCUUCUGAGGAUUCUUUACCAGUCUUUGCCCUUCAAGUGCGGCUGCUAGAGGAUGAAAAUCUGUGAUGUUUUUUGGCUUAUUUUUGUGACUCCAUUUCCUCAUACCUGUUGGUGAUUCUCUUCAAAGGAAUCUGAGGGGAGUUUUGGUGAUCCUUUGUGUUUCUCCGUCUCUCUCUCUCUCUCUCUCUGCUAACAGACUUUUGCAGAUUGUAAUUCACAAGCCUGCUCCAUUCUGCCUUUUUCUGCGCCUCAGCCAAGGAGAUUCCAUCUCUUUUAAUCACUCCUUUUUUUAUACUUGAAGCCCUCAUAGCCCCUGUCAUCCAUUAAUAAUGAGAGAAAUUGCUGUUGGCCGUAAUGCCCUUCAUCAAAACCACAGCUGAACUUGUCAAAGCACCUUCAUUUGUGUGAUGUCUCGGAGUUCUACGAGAGGAGGCUUUGUGCUCAUUUGUGGUCUUAAGGUUUCUGUGCACCCUGAAAUGUGCAUGUCGGCCUUUUUUAUUAAGUACAAAACCUGCAAAAAUGCUUAAUGACAGCGCCUUGCAGAUGGUAGAUCAUUACCUGUUGGGCUUUUUCACAUUUUCUAAAGUUUCUCUACAAGCAUCGGCAUAUUAUUCUGGAUUUUAUUGGAUAAAUCAACAUGGAGGCCUGUUUUAAACAGAGAAAUCUAAAAGGCUUUCAUCUCUCUUUAACAAAUGAAACCUUAAAAGUCUGUCAUACUUUAUUUAGCGUCCAUUUCUCUUGUACCCCUAAAUAAAAUCUCCUGCAACCAACUCCACCAGUCUGUAUUUUCAGUAUAAAUUCAGCUGUUAUGUGAUCUCAGUGGUAUGUCAGAGACUGUUUUUGAACAAAGUAACAUAAAACAGAUGAAAUACCUUUCUGAUGUGAUCUAAAUAUGAAAAAGCUCAACAGACAUGAUCAUUUCACAGAGCUCUGCAGGCCUAAAUUGAAUAAUUGUGCAAUCUCAGUCAAUUAGAAUAUUAUU
Poecilia latipinna (sailfin molly) is the source of this 10536-nucleotide messenger RNA. RefSeq names its product teneurin transmembrane protein 4 (gene tenm4). NCBI's taxonomy places the organism in Eukaryota, Metazoa, Chordata, Actinopteri, Cyprinodontiformes, Poeciliidae. Gene Ontology annotation, biological process: heterophilic cell-cell adhesion; neuron development; signal transduction. The record is from RefSeq and is a predicted model, not a curated record. The transcript is spliced from 35 exons. Gene Ontology annotation, molecular function: protein homodimerization activity; protein heterodimerization activity; cell adhesion molecule binding. Gene Ontology annotation, cellular component: neuron projection; membrane. Bases 774 to 9371 code for a protein of 2865 amino acids.